AUGUUAGCAAGCCUCACAAAUGCCGGCAUCCUCGAUCCAAAUAAAUUGGAAAUUAUCAGCUACAGCCUUGGAGGACAUACAGCUGGAUUUAUCGGUGCCAAGUUCCAGGAGGUAACAGGGCGCAAGCUCAACAGGAUAACGGCAAUAGAUCCUGCUGGAUUCUGCUUCAGAUAUCGACCGCCGGAAUAUCGCUUAGACGAAACCGAUGCUGACUUCGUAGAUGUUAUACACAGUGAUGUAGAUGGUUUUGGUAUUUUGGCACCUUUAGGCCAUGUAGACUUUUACGUGAUGUUGAAAGAUGCUCGCUAUUCUUUCCUCCCUUGUUUCUUUGUUUGUAGGCAUCUAAGAGCAUUCCAGAUUUGGAUUAAGGCUCUAAGACACCCUGACGGCUUUGUUGGUUUGCGAUGCAAAUCAAUUCAUCAAGCGAGGACGGGAAAUUGUUAUCACAAUUAUCCUAUGGUAACUAAUGUGUUGGGCGAGAAAUCUGAUCGGGGGAAACGAGGAAUUUACUACUUGCCAACAACUGCUUUUCCGCCUUACUAUAUGGGUAAAAGUGGUAUAGUGAGGGAUUAGUGUGAGUUUUUUAAGUUUACAAUUAUCUUCGCUCGUGAGCGUAAUUAGAUUUUUUUAUAUAAACUGCAGCGUCCUUAGCGGUAACUAUCAAGAACUACAAAUUCUUAACGUUUUCAGUACUUAGACUAGCCACUCUAUGGAGUUCAAAGAUUUGCUAAGGGAAACAUCUGUCUUGUUUGA
Messenger RNA from Diatraea saccharalis (sugarcane borer), 753 nucleotides. Lineage: Eukaryota; Metazoa; Arthropoda; Insecta; Lepidoptera; Crambidae. The record is from the annotation of a GenBank genome assembly.